GAUCUCAGUGUGCGUGAGAGGCUCUCGUGGAGGUCGCUUCUAUAGUACGAACAACAUAAGAAAUAUGGCGUCCAAUUUGUCGAUAAAAGAUUUUUACAGAGGCAAAAAUAUUCUUGUGACGGGUGGAACUGGUUUUAUGGGUAAAGUUCUCUUGGAAAAACUUCUAUAUAGCGUCCCUGAUGUUGGUAAUAUUUACGUCUUGAUGAGACCUAAAAAGGGAAAGUCGAUUCAGCAGAGAUAUGAAGAUAUGCAACGUUCGCCGUUAUUCGAUCGUUUGAGAAACGAGAAACCGUCUACUUUGAAAAAAAUUAUACCAAUCCAAGGAGACGUCUUAUUCGAUAACUUUGGACUAUCUGAUAAAGAAAUAGAUAAUUUUGCCGAAGAAAUAUCCAUUGUAUUCCAUUUUGCUGCCACCUUAAGGUUGGAAGCGCCACUUAAAGAUAAUGUUAAUAUGAAUACAUGUGGUACCCAAAGAGCACUCAAUGUAGCGAAGAAGUUUAAGAAAUUAGUACUAUUUGUUCAUUUGUCAACGGCCUUCUGUUAUCCAGAUUACGCUGUUUUAGAAGAGAAGAUGCAUGCGCCACCAGUAAAUCCAGCAGAGGUAAUGCAUUUAAUAGAAUGGUUGGACGAGAAACAGAUUGAACUGCUCACACCCUCCCUUCUCGGCCCCCAUCCUAACUGUUAUACUUUUUCAAAAAGAUUAGCUGAAAGUGUCGUCGAAAGCGAAUUUAGUAAUUUACCCACAGUUAUAGUUCGGCCUAGUAUUGUAUGCCCGUCAUAUAAAGAGCCAAUGCCCGGUUGGGUAGACAGUCUUAACGGCCCAGUAGGGCUUAUGCUUGGAGCGGGUAAAGGCGUCAUUCGCACAAUGUUGUGCGAUGGUACUCUUAUAGCGCAAGUAGUACCUGUAGAUACAGCUAUCAACGCACUCAUCGCAAUUGGUAUGAUUGAAGGAUCGAAAACAGAAAAACCCGAAGUGAUACCUAUAUACAACGUGAACAUUGGCCACCAAAAGCCAACGUCUUGGGGAGAUGUCCUCGUAGUAGCUAAGGACUAUGCAAGAAAGUACCCACUUGCUUGGCCACUUUGGUAUCCUAACGGUGACAUAACAACUAAUUAUUUGGCACAUGAAUAUAGAAGAAUCUUUUACCAUAUGGUGCCUGCAUAUUUCAUUGAUUUCAUUCUUUUCUUAUUGGGACAAAGACCCUUUAUGGUGAGAAUCCAAAACCGAAUCAAUCAAGGUCUGGAAGUGUUGCAAUACUUCACAAUGAGGCCAUGGAACUUUCCUUGUCCUAACUACGACUCCAUUCAUUUAAAACUAAACGAAGAAGAUAAAAUAACAUUUAAUACAGACCUCACGAGCGCUGAUCGUGAUGAUUACAUGAUGAAAUGUGUCGAGGGCGGUAGAAUUUACUGCCUUAAAGAGGAUCCUGCUAAAAUUUCCAUUAACAAAUCGUAUCAUAACUUCUUGUACGUCUUGGACUGGAUAGUCAAGAUAUUUAUAUGGCUGCUUAUUUUCUCUUUGCUGGCAUAUUUAUUCGAUCCAGUUAAAACUAUUUUUAGCUAUGGAGGAUCGUUUGUGAAGUAUCUACCCAUUUUAGGAAGCACUGUCUUCGACGAAGAAAAUUAAUUUUUUUAACCUAAUUAGUUACAGGUUUUAGGAGAUAAUCUUAAAAGAUGAGCUAUUAAAGAAUCUUUAGAAUUAGACGUCUCCUGCAUAAAGUUUGAACUUAGUUUUUUUAUCAAUUGAUUUUGUGCUAUUGGAGGUAUAUUAGAUCAUACUGCAUAUUCUUCAAAUGAAAAUACCAAUAUUAAUAAUAAAUACAAAGUUCAGAUAUUAUUCGUAA
This is a messenger RNA of Melitaea cinxia (Glanville fritillary), 1844 nucleotides long. Its product is annotated as putative fatty acyl-CoA reductase CG5065. Lineage: Eukaryota; Metazoa; Arthropoda; Insecta; Lepidoptera; Nymphalidae. The transcript is spliced from 8 exons. Bases 65 to 1627 code for a protein of 520 amino acids. Gene Ontology annotation, molecular function: alcohol-forming very long-chain fatty acyl-CoA reductase (NADP+) activity. Gene Ontology annotation, biological process: long-chain fatty-acyl-CoA metabolic process. The record is from RefSeq and is a predicted model, not a curated record. Gene Ontology annotation, cellular component: peroxisome.